AUGUCUGAGACAGGAAUAUUUCCCAUUUUCGAUUCCGGGGCGGGAUAUGGAAUCAUCGUGGGACUAGGCGGCGCCUUUGCCAUCCUCAUGAGUCUCACGACUUUCGCCCUCAAGCGAUAUUUCUCCGAAGUGCAAGACUCUGAGAUGUAUCUGACUGCGAAGCGCUCGAUCAAGGCUGGCCUGAUAGCAUCAUCCGUUGUAUCUUCAUGGACAUUAAGCGCUACGCUUUUGACCUCGACCACGUUUGGGUACUCGUAUGGUAUCGCCUCCACAUUCUGGUAUGGAGCUGGUUGUUCAGUCCCGAUCCUCACGUUCGCCGUUCUCGCCAUCGAGCUCAAGAGAAAGGCACCAAACGCACACACCUUCUUGGAACUAGUCAAGCACCGCUACGGAGCUCCCGGUCACAUCGUUUUGGCUGUCUACUCACUGAUCUACCAAAUCUUUAUUGCGGUGAAUCUUCUGGUCGGCGGAGCUGACGUCUUUCAUCUCGUGACUGGCAUGAACAAGAUUGCGGUGUGCUUUCUGUUCCCCCUAGGAGUCUGCAUCUACACUUUGUUCGGUGGUAUCAAAGCUACCUUUCUCACAGAAUGGGUGCACACCGUCAUCAUCUACAUCAUUAUGCUGGCGUCCAUGUUCGUCAUGUACACAACAUCUGACCAUGUUGGAUCUCCUGGAAGAAUGUGGGAGCUUCUUAAAGAUGCUUCAGAGAUCCGCCCUGUCGACGGCAAUGCGGGGGGAGAGCUCUUGACCAUGAGGAGCUUCUACGGUGGCUUAGUCGGUCUUAUUUUCCUUGGUGGAGGUUUUUCUGCAACUGUCGAUUCUCAGCUGUUUCAAAAGGCUAUUGCUGCUGACCCAAAGUCCACGGUUGCCGGAUAUCUCCUUGGAUCUCUCUGCUGGUUCAGUAUCCCAUUUUGUAUCGCAACUACCUUUGGUCUUGGAGGUGCCGCUUUGGAAUACACAACCUCUUGGCCCACGUAUCCGACACCCUUAUCACCAGCUGAGAUCAACUCGGCUUUGGUCAUGCCAUACACAGCAUACACAAUCAUGGGAAAAGGUGGCGUUGUAGCCGUUCUUCUUAUGGUCUUCCAAGCCAUCACAAGCGCCAUGAGCUCAGGAGCAGAAACCGUCGCCGUUACCAGUUUGGUCACAUAUGACUUUUACCGUUCAUACAUCAAUCCCGAGGCGACUGGAGAGAGGCUCGUGUUUAUCUCUCAUAUUGCAGUUGUCAGCUUCGGCUUGUUGACUGCAUGUGUCGCUGUAGGCCUUACCUACGCAGGCUUCUCUGUCACCUUUAUCGUCACGGCCAUUGGCAUUCUUAUCGAUGGUGCCGUUAUUCCCAGCGCAUGCACGCUGUUCUGGAAGAAACAGAGCAAAUUUGCCAUUGUGCUGGUACCAAUCAUUAGCUCACUGGCUAGUAUUUCGACUUGGAUCGGCGUAGCAUAUCAAAAACACGGAACGGUCACUAUCGCGACGCUGUCUGAUUUCAUACCGACAGUUGCCGGCAACAUGCUAGCAUUGACAGCACCUAUCAUCCUCACACCACUCAUCACAUACCUGAAGCCCGAUAACUACGACUUUGAGAAGUUCAAGGAGCUCCAGCAGGUUGAUGACUCUGGCUUUGACGUCAAGGCCCAGACGGAGGGUGGUACGGUCAAGAGUGCCCAAGAGAGAACAGAGGCCGAGUUAGCGAAUCUCCAAGGCAUCGAAAAGGAGUUAUAUGUUGCACGGAACUACGCUCUCGGCGCUGCCUUGUUCAUUGCUAUUUCUCUGACCAUUCUCUGGCCGAUCCCCAUGUAUGGGACGUCUUACGUCUUUAGCAAGUCAUUCUUCACAGGCUGGAUCGUGGUCACCUUUAUUUGGGCCUUCUUUGGAGCCAUUGUUGUGACUCUUCUGCCCAUUGUAGAGAGCCGAAGGGAGAUUUACCUCUUCAUCCGCGCUGUCAUUACAAGGAGAUCAGUAUCGGGAUGA
Fusarium vanettenii 77-13-4 is the source of this 1968-nucleotide messenger RNA. RefSeq lists its product as uncharacterized. The transcript has 10 exons. Gene Ontology annotation, biological process: putrescine transport; urea transmembrane transport; spermidine transport. Gene Ontology annotation, cellular component: plasma membrane. Bases 1 to 1968 code for a protein of 655 amino acids. Lineage: Eukaryota; Fungi; Ascomycota; Sordariomycetes; Hypocreales; Nectriaceae. The record is from RefSeq and is a predicted model, not a curated record. Gene Ontology annotation, molecular function: spermidine transmembrane transporter activity; putrescine transmembrane transporter activity; urea transmembrane transporter activity.